Ctenopharyngodon idella (grass carp) is the source of this 1088-nucleotide messenger RNA. It is a transcript of the gene mrpl33, whose product is annotated as mitochondrial ribosomal protein L33. Bases 135 to 332 code for a protein of 65 amino acids. The transcript has 4 exons. Gene Ontology annotation, cellular component: mitochondrion; ribosome. Gene Ontology annotation, biological process: translation. Lineage: Eukaryota; Metazoa; Chordata; Actinopteri; Cypriniformes; Xenocyprididae. The record is from RefSeq and is a predicted model, not a curated record. Gene Ontology annotation, molecular function: structural constituent of ribosome.
GUUCCAUUCCGACGAUGACGUACUAUCGCACAUGACACCGGAAGCACUGGAGAUUUAGCCGGAAACUUUAAGUGACAGGAGCUCAAUGUGACAUUUCGGAGCCGUUAUUUAUUAACUGUUAUAGAAGAAUAAGAAUGUUUCUCACUACUGUGAACCUUGCCAAGAGCAAAUCUAAGACAUUGCUGGUUCAGAUGGUGAGUGCGGCUGGCACGGGUUAUUGUUUUAACACAAAGAGGGGCCGACUGAGGGACAAGUUGGUUUUGCGAAAGCAUGACCCAAUAGUAAACAAACAUGUUCUGUUCUUUGAGAAGAGGAAGAUACGCUCUCUUUAAAAAUGGGAGAGACGUUUGAUACAGACACUGAGUAAAAGGACUUUUAAAGUGUGAUUGGCCACAGUGUGGUGAUCAACAUCCAACAUAUGAAAGUGUCACUAAACAACUAUGGAGGAAGAUUUACAUCAAAUUAAAGACCCGGCAUCACUGCAGCGUUGGAUAGCUGGUGUAAUGAGACCAGAAAGGAGUUGUACAUCCUGUCAGGAUAAUGUGUUGUUAAGACCAUUACAAUAAGUGUAUUAUGUUGGAUUUGUUCAGUUCCUUUGUUCCUUUUUUCUACCAAGGCAAAAUUUUGACCUACUGCAAACAAUGAACCACCUACUCAAUGACAGAUUGCUUUAGGCUGAAGUGGAUUUGUUGGGAUAAUUAGCCAGCAAAAUUUAUUUUGUAGAAAAAAAUGAGAUCUGUGUACAUAAUUGUUACCACAAAAAUAACAGCAAUUCAAAUAUACAAAAACCAGCUGUGCUGUUUGUACUUUAUGUAUAUUGACAUGGUUUGUCGUUUUCAACCAAAAUCUUUAUCAUGAAACUUUCAACCACAGUAAGGAACACCAUCACAUUAUAGUAAUUCUGAAUUUACUCAUAAAUACAACAUUAUUUAAAUUCCUUAACUUUCUCCCAGUAUAUGCCUGAGUAUUUUUACUACUGCCCUUUGAGAAUUGCUUACUCUUGCUUUGAACAAAACUGACCAGUAUGUAAAUCUCUUAACAGUGAAUUGUGGAAAGUGCUCUACAAAUAAAUGUGACUUUAAUUUUCA